Penicillium alfredii is the source of this 846-nucleotide messenger RNA. RefSeq lists its product as uncharacterized. NCBI's taxonomy places the organism in Eukaryota, Fungi, Ascomycota, Eurotiomycetes, Eurotiales, Aspergillaceae. The record is from RefSeq and is a predicted model, not a curated record. Bases 1 to 846 code for a protein of 281 amino acids. The transcript is spliced from 2 exons.
AUGCGAUUUAACAUCGCAUCGCAUUCCCCUAUUCUAUGGAUCAAUCUCCUCAACGAUUGCCCUCCAUCUCUUCUUGCGAUGGGACCACUCGACUUUAAACCAAAUCCGCCCGCCCAGCCGGGGCUGGAGGUCGUCGUCCCUGAUGGCCUGAUGGUUGCCGGGGCCGGACGCCAGCGCAAUACCCGCCCCUAUUCUGCUGAAAAUAUUCAGGGGCCAAUGCCGCCAGCCUGUGGGAGAUCGAUUGUGGCCCCUGGACAGGAAAAGUCUUCCCCGAAAACAAUAUGCGGGAUUCGGGCGCGGUACUUUUGGAUUGGGGUUAUUGUUGCGAUGGUUGUUGUCGCGGCUGCCAUUGCGGGAGGUGUGGGUGGUUCACUCGCGACGAGGAAUAACAACUCGAGUGACUCCACUUCUUCCCCGAACUCAAAUCAAUCCUCGGACAAAGCAUCUUCCUCUUUGACAUCGACAUCCCCAUCGACCACAUCCACAUCCACCCCAACACCCACCCCCAAUCACGUCGAUUGCCCUGCCUCCAACGAAAAAAGAUUCACCCUACACAAAACCUCGUAUGUUGCUCUAUGCGACACUGACUUGUGCACGGGACAAGCUUGCGCCGACAGCACCAUCGAAACGGAUAAGUUUCACGAGACGUCGCUGGACGACUGCGUCAGCCGGUGUCUAUACUGGAAUAAAUCAGGAAGCAGGAUCAAGUGCUCAGGGGUAUCAUGGGACAAAGAGGCACCCGGGGAUUCCGACCAUUUCCAUAGGUGUUUUUUGAAGCGUGAUACCAAAGGCAAGACCUCUCCCCCCGAUGACUGGACGGUUAUAAGUGCCAUUCUCGACGAGUGA